UAUCAAACGCCAUCAUGCUGCCUACAAAUGUGAUGUCGUUUAUGAAAAAGAUGGUGGCGGCAGACGAAACAUCAAAUGGUGUCCCGGGGCAAAUAGACAAUCCUGGAACAUUCGGGAAGCUACGGCAAACGCUGUCGUCCUCACUUCUGACAGCGCAAGAUAAAGUAACAAAAUUGGGACCUCGAUCCGUGGUGACGGAGGCGAGCGUUGAACCUGCGCCAACCGCUCCGCCGGCGCAGCCUCCACCUUUAAAGCAAACUGCGAAGACUGAACGUGAAGCGGGUAAAGCACCAUCCCGGGCUGGAGCCUGUCGAGUGUGCCUGAAAGCUCUAAAGCCGGGUGAGGUGUUUCACAUUUGUAAUGGGUGUCAGCACAGAGUGUGCGAGGAUUGCUCUUCAUACUCGAAGCCAGCCAGUGAAGAGGAGUCUAGUUCCUGGCGAUGUUCAGUGUGUAGGCGAAAAGCCGCACCGCGCUUACCACCAGCAGCACAAGAUAGUACGGAUUCCUUACUGGAUGUACCAGUACUAGAGGCGUUACAACGAAGACAUUCAGAAGCUCGCUUGGGUAGUGGCGGCAGCAGCACUGGCCUGGCUCCACCACGAUCACCAGAACUACGGCGACAUUCAGAUGUAUCACCCGCUUCCCUUAAAGAAUUGGAAAAGUUGAAGGGAGGCGGCAGCACCACGCCCAUGGUGGAGUCCCGGCGUCCAAGCACAGUGACUCCAACUCGUCGUCGGUCGAUCCGAGCACCCCGUCAGCACUCCUGUGAUGAAGACCAGCAACCUCCGCACCAGCCAGCUUUGGUGGCUCCGCCUCCGAUGUCACGAAGGGCGUCAGCAGUAGAUGUAGUUGGAGCAGGGUCACGUCGCGGUUCAUAUCGCACUGAUGUUGAGCCCAGCGACACACCGCAGAUCUCGGGACUCAGUGUGGAAGAAGAAAGGCCGAUUAGACGACGGGGCAGUCAGUUACCCGACAUAGCCGCCUUACAGCAGCGUACGGGAGCUUUAAGUGCAAUGGCGGCAUUAGCGUCAAGGACAUCUGAUUCUGCUGAGUCCCUGGUGUCGUCAUCUGCGGCUGCCGCUGCUGCUGCCGCGGCUGCUGCUGCGAGACAAAUGUCCGUCGACGCUGAAGCCAUCAAAAUAGUGAUACACGAUGUUGAUGAUCAUACUCCACGGAGAGUGACAUUGCGGCGUGACCCCAACGAUAAAGGACAUAGAUCGCGUGGUUUUGGUAUGCGCGUGGUAGGAGGCAAGCCAGAUGUAAGUGGUCGGCGUGAAGCCGUCAUUGUAUGGACGGUGCCAGGUGGACCAGCUGAUCUGGCGGGACUACAGCAGGGAGAUAAGGUUCUAGAAUGGUGCGGGGUAUCCCUAACAGAGCGUAGUUUUGAGGAAGUAUGCGCUGUGUUAGAGCGAGGGGGGGACUCGGUAGAAUUGCUGGUGGAACCUGCUCAUCAGAUUGAGGAACCACCUACGCCAGCAGCCUUGCCACCACAUCAUCACGCGCUUUAUGAGCCCGAAACGGACAAAUCGCCGUCCUCGCCGACCCGACGGAAAUUGCCGAAAACCCCGGAGAGAGCCGAGCGGGCAAGAGAGCGGCCACCUGCGCGUGCUCAGCUCCAAGUCUGGUUCGAGUGUGACUUGCGCAAGCUCAUCAUACUCUUAAUCGCGGCUGAUGAUCUGCCUCCACGUGACCACACUUUAGGCUAUGGAGAUGAACCCGAAGCGUUCGCCAGGAUACGGCUUUUGCCGUCGCUGGAGAGUUGUCCACCAGUAGAGACAGACCCAGCAUCCGCAUCGUGCAGUCCCGUGUGGAACGCUACACUUGGAUUCGGUGGGCUCACAGCAGACUUACUGGCAGGACGAGCGCUUGAACUCACUUUGUGGGACGCGUGUCCGGGAAUAGAUCCUGUACUUAUUGCCGAAUGUACCAUGGACCUAGAAAAAGCGUUUGCUGAAGAGCGUGCAGUUUGGUGGACCCUGGAGGAACGCGGGUCUCGUUCUGCCAAUGCAUCUCCAAGGUCUUCCCUAUCGGGAGCACGAGCUUUGCGUCGCGGAGACUUCGCUUCACAACGAUCUGUGUCAGAUGAUGUAGAUUCUAUUGGCGAAUGUGCGUCACUGCUGCACCCUGAUCACGCCUGGGUGGCGGGAUCUCGUCGGGGCUCCUCUCAAUCUGAAACUCUUGAGGUGGAAGUGUACCAACUGGGAAAAGACUUCUCUCGAUCCUUGCCUGGAUCCCGUCGAUCCUCCUUCCAACAACAAGAUAAAGAUGGCGUGAAUGAGGGUAGCCCAGUGUGCAUCUCUCGUCGCGAGCGGCGUCGGUCGUCGUGCGUGCGACGCGACCCUGAUGACAUUCUGCGGUCCCUUCGCGCCGUCAAGGGUGAGCUCGGCCGCACGCUCUCGCUGUCUGGCUCCACUGCACGACGCACGGCCACGGGUCGCAAAGGCAGCAUGUGGGCGGCGGUGCCGGCGGCGGCAGCAUCGGCAGCCUGCGAGGUGCCCGAUGAAGAUGACGUGCCGCUGGGCCCAGGGCAGAUGCCACCGCGAAACGCCCACUUGCCGCCAUUGCAUGCCGAGAUCAACAUCAGCAUUAUCAUGAUCAAGGGACAACUGGAGCUUGAGGUAUCGCACGCACGUCGCGUGUACGGUGUAAACGGUGAGGUGCCAGAUUCAUACGUCAAAUGUUACCUCCGAGACGGAGACAAAUGGCUGCAUAAACGCAAGACACGAGUCAUCCGUCGCACAACUGAGCCACACUUCAAGCAAACACUCAAAUAUCAGGCAAACGAAUCGCUUGGUCGUAUUCUGGUAGUAAUGUUGUGGCAACGUUGCGGAGGUUUCGAGCACAAUCUGGCUUUGGGGGGAGCCGAGAUUUGUCUUGACAAGUUAACUCUGCCCCAACGUACGUACGGCUGGUACCCUCUGUUCCCGGCAACCUCGCUCGCGGCCGACGAGUCCCCCGACUGAUCCAGAGAGCCGUCGCCGGAACGUAAGGACGACUAGUUCUAACUCCCGACAGCGACGGCUAAGCUUCAGAUUAGUCUCCCGAUUUGUCUGACGACUUGCCCGAUUAGUCCCUAGUAAUGAUGUGCUGAUGCCGUACCGAGUAACUAUUGAGCCCACGAUAUGUCCUUAACAAUUCCUUCACAACUUGUAUUUUUAUGUCCCAGAUGCGAUCCUACUGAUUGUAAUUGAAGGAGCUUAAAGUUUUGCUUUAGUGCAAGGUUUAAUAUUGUCUUGAUCGAUGCAAAAAAUCGAAAAACGUAUCUCUUUAAGAACGAAUUCGAUGUUUGCCUUGAUAUAUAUUUAGGUACGAUUUGUAGGAGUUUUAUAUGUUGUAUAGUAGCUUCUAAUAUGUGAUUCUAUAUUUAAUAUUCUCGUGUUUACAAUAUUUAUUCAUGAACAAAUCUUUCACCUGCUAAUUGUUAUACCUGUUUAUGUUAUAUUUCUCAUGUGUGUGUGUAUUUGUCAACGUGUAGCAUUUAAUAAUUUUAUGUGAUAAACCCAACUUCGACACUUUGCCUUAUACUAUUAAUAAUAUAUAUCUUAAGUGAAACCUAGUUAGUAAGAACAUCUAGGUACUAUUCUUCCAAGGUUGUGCUUUAGUGAAUUUUCCCUACUAAUCUAACAUUCUUAGAUAUCAUCGUGUCAAAAUAAACUGUAAAUAUUACUUAUUUUCCAAAAUUUUCUACGCACAACUACUUUCGUGAUAACACAAAAUCGGCCUUUUAUACUAUCUAGGGAAAUACAAUCAUUUCAUAGGAUUUACUCAUCUUCGUCAUGUCAAGUACCGACUCAAUAUGGUAUA
Molecule: messenger RNA, 3804 nt
Organism: Pieris brassicae (large cabbage white)
Lineage: Eukaryota; Metazoa; Arthropoda; Insecta; Lepidoptera; Pieridae
Gene: Fife
Product: regulating synaptic membrane exocytosis protein 1
Exons: 19
Coding region: 15-2963 (982 amino acids)
Biological process (GO): regulation of synaptic plasticity; calcium ion-regulated exocytosis of neurotransmitter; positive regulation of synaptic transmission
Cellular component (GO): presynaptic membrane; cytoskeleton of presynaptic active zone
Molecular function (GO): transmembrane transporter binding; small GTPase binding
Source: RefSeq, a predicted model, not a curated record